This is a messenger RNA of Acaulospora colombiana, 357 nucleotides long. The record is from the annotation of a GenBank genome assembly. Lineage: Eukaryota; Fungi; Glomeromycota; Glomeromycetes; Diversisporales; Acaulosporaceae.
GCUGUUCAUGGUGUCUCAUCAGUCGCCAUUGUUGAUAAGGAAACCGAACCUAUCAAACUAGUUGACAAUCUCUCCGCUUCCGAUAUCAAGCAUAUCUCAAUUGAAAACGUUGCUGAUGGUUAUCGAGAUGUCAGCGUGUUUCUUAAUAAAAUCAGAGACCACCCAAAGAUGGUCAUCACAUGCGAGGAGGAUACAAAUUUGGAAGAGAUCACAAGAUUGGCACUAGCCGUAGGGAUUCACAGAGUUUGGGUCGUAGAAAAGGGCACAAAAAAACCUUUGGGUAUUGUCAGUAUGAGUGAUACAUUGAGCAUGUUUGUUGCUGUUAAAGGUGAUCAUGAUCAAGAAAAUGAGAGAUAA